Messenger RNA from Ctenocephalides felis (cat flea), 916 nucleotides. It is a transcript of the gene Spf30, whose product is annotated as survival of motor neuron-related-splicing factor 30. Gene Ontology annotation, molecular function: RNA binding. NCBI's taxonomy places the organism in Eukaryota, Metazoa, Arthropoda, Insecta, Siphonaptera, Pulicidae. The coding region runs from base 97 to 825 and encodes 242 amino acids. The record is from RefSeq and is a predicted model, not a curated record. Gene Ontology annotation, cellular component: cytoplasm; nucleus; precatalytic spliceosome. The transcript has 4 exons. Gene Ontology annotation, biological process: mRNA processing; regulation of alternative mRNA splicing, via spliceosome.
UGCCAAUAAGUCAGGCUUAUGUACAAAUAAUAUUUUUCCUAUUGUCUGAAAGUUUUGUGAAUAUAUUGUUUUAAAUCAAACCAAUUUGCAGAAACAAUGGCUGAUGACUUACAAAACUAUAAAUUACAAUUACAACAGGUUGAAGCUGCAUUAUUAACAGAUCCUGAUAAUGAGGAAUUGCUAAAAUUGAAAACUGAUCUUGAAGAAGUUAUUGAUCUUACUCGGGAUUUGAUAAAAAGUCAAUUAGAAGUUUCAUCAAAAGCUGCAAAGGCUACAACUGCACAUCUUAGUUUUGAUGAUGAUGAUGUUACUGCGAGUCUCUUAGCUGCAGAAGGAUAUAUUUUACCAAAGGAGACAAGACAGUGGAAUGUUGGAGAACGGUGUAUGGCCAAAUGGAGUGAGGAUGGACAAUAUUACUCAGCAUCUAUAGAAGCAAUAACGGAAAAUGGAGAAGUUCAUGUAAUAUUUGAUGCAUACAAAAAUAGAGACACAACCAGAUUGGAAGAUUUGAAAGAGCAUAACUUUUUAAAUCAAAUAUGUUGUUUUACUUUCAGGAAAGGUCGAUUAAACCAAAGAGAAUAUUUGAAAAAGAAGAAACAGAAAAAACAACAGCGUUUCAAAGAAAUUGAAGCAGAAAGAGAAGUUGAGAAAAAUAAAUGGUUAGCAUUUAGUUCAAAGUCGUUGAAGAAAAGUGGAUUAAAACCAAAAAGUAUAUUUGCAUCACCAGAUAAUGUUAACGGAAGAGUGGGUAUUGGAACAUGUGGAAUGUCAGGGAAACCAAUGACUGAAUUCAGCCAUGGAGAGAAAUAUCGUAAAGGUGUAUGAUAAUUUUAAAUUAAAAAUGUGUAAUUUAUGUGUACGUGAUAAUCUUUUUUUUUUUAAGAAAAAUAAACUUAGUAUAAGAUAAUUACGUUUU